AUGAUAACAGAGCGCUUUCUUAUUUGUCCAUGGUCUGCUGGAGUCUCGUUGAAGAUUUGUGCCUUUUCCAGUGUGAUGUACGUACCGGCUCAUGGAUGGAGAAGUCGAGAUGCUCGCUCACGGGUUGGUUUCAUGGAAGGAAGUUUGCGACCCUCAGACUCUUUGGCAGGACCUGUUUCUGGCCGAGGAUCUCAAACACACCAUACCGCACGUCCCCGACCUUGCUGGCGGUGCGUGUGUCAACGUCAACGACAUGACACUCUCCGGACGACAGACAAUCGAACUCUGCGACCGAACAUCGUGACAGAACACCACAUGACUGUGUAUGCUGAGUACACCGCCAUCUCGGACAGAGCUAGACAAGACCCGAAUCUGGAAGAAGGGAGCAGAUGA
This is a messenger RNA of Exophiala xenobiotica, 393 nucleotides long. RefSeq lists its product as uncharacterized. The coding region runs from base 1 to 393 and encodes 130 amino acids. The transcript has a single exon. The record is from RefSeq and is a predicted model, not a curated record. NCBI's taxonomy places the organism in Eukaryota, Fungi, Ascomycota, Eurotiomycetes, Chaetothyriales, Herpotrichiellaceae.